Molecule: messenger RNA, 1901 nt
Organism: Trematomus bernacchii (emerald rockcod)
Lineage: Eukaryota; Metazoa; Chordata; Actinopteri; Perciformes; Nototheniidae
Gene: napsa
Product: napsin A aspartic peptidase
Exons: 9
Coding region: 118-1338 (406 amino acids)
Biological process (GO): proteolysis
Cellular component (GO): lysosome
Molecular function (GO): aspartic-type endopeptidase activity
Source: RefSeq, a predicted model, not a curated record
UGCCGAAGCGUUUCCACUCAUCUUUCUGCGUCAGUUCAAAUAGUGAAGUGCUUUUUUUGUGGUGUUAAAUUGCGGAAACAAUACAGAAGUGUGUGAUAUUUCAAUACCAGGACAGAAAUGGCACGACUGGAGAUGUUUUAUAUCAUCGGGGCGCUGCUGAUAACACAAAGCGUCGCCAUAUUCAGAGUUCCGCUUUAUAAAACCCGGACCAUGCGCCGCCUGAUGAGCGACAAUGGGAAGCUGUCCCUGCCGGAGCUGAGAGCUUUAGCGACGGGCAACGGAGCUCCAGAGAGUGCCCCCUCCCCCUCUCCCUCCCCCUCUCCCUCCCCCAAAGUGCCCGUAGAGAGGCUCACCAACUUCAUGGAUGCGCAGUACUUUGGUCUGAUCAGCAUCGGGACCCCUCCUCAGGCCUUCACGGUUCUGUUUGACACCGGCUCCUCCAACCUCUGGGUUCCCUCCAUCCACUGCUCCUUCUUCGACAUAGCCUGCUGGGUUCAUCAUCGCUACAACUCGAAGAAGUCGAGCACAUUUGCUAAGAAUGGCACAGCGUUCUCUAUCCGGUACGGCAGAGGCAGCUUGUCUGGGUUCAUCAGCGGGGACACGGUCUCUGUUGCAGGUCUGCCUGUCCAGAACCAGCAGUUUGGUGAGGCGGUGAAGCAGCCUGGUAUCACGUUUGCAGUGGCUCGGUUCGAUGGGGUCCUGGGCAUGGCCUACCCCUCCAUAUCAGUCGCUAACGUCACCCCGGUGUUCGACUCGGCCAUGGCUGCCAAGCUGCUGCCCGAGAACAUUUUCUCUUUCUACAUUAGCAGAGACCCUAAAGCAGCAGUGGGGGGAGAGCUGAUUCUGGGGGGGACGGACCCUCAGUACUACACCGGAGACCUGCACUAUGUUAAUGUCACACGAAAGGCCUACUGGCAGAUCGAGAUGAGCGGAGUUGGAAUUGGGGAACAGCUGACUGUCUGCAAAGGUGGUUGCCAGGCGAUUGUCGACACGGGAACGUCCCUCAUCGUCGGUCCUAAAGCUGAAGUCAGAGCGCUGCAGAAGGCCAUCGGAGCUCUGCCCCUGCUGAUGGGAGAGUACUGGAUCGACUGUAAGAGGAUCCCAUCUCUCCCUGUGGUCUCCUUCAACAUCGGAGGGAAGAUGUAUAACCUGACGGGAGAGGAUUAUGUCAUGAAGGAGUCUCAGAUGGGUCAGGCCAUCUGUCUGUCAGGCUUCAUGGCGAUGGACAUCCCGCCCCCUGCAGGGCCGCUGUGGAUUCUGGGAGAUGUUUUCAUCGGGAAGUACUACACCGUGUUCGACAGGAACGCAGAUCGAGUCGGGUUCGCCCCCUCCAAGUAGCUCCCUGACCACUGUGUGGGAAAUAUGUUGCACUUCUUCUCAUUUCUAGCAGUUAUUUAACUUUCAAGGUGGCAACAAACCAAGCUAAAGGUCAGCAGCAAUGUUACUAGAAUGUAGUGCUUGAUAUUGCUGCAAUACCUGGUUUGCCACCUUUUUUUUAUAUUUCACAUCUGCUUAGAAUAAUGAGGUUUACAUGAGAAACUAGCUGCUUACGAGUGACGCAGAUGCUACAUUAGCCAGAUGCUACAUUAGACAUUUCAACAUUUAGCAAGGGGUGUAGAUGUUCGGCCGCUGAACAAAGGACUGCUUCCCAAAAUGUGUCUGUGAAUCCGAGUUUGAGCAUCUUUGAAAUGGCAGGAUUCAAUCAAAACUAUGCAAUUUGAGCAGGAUUUUUUUACAAGGGGGAACAAAUGCAACUAAAUUGUAAUUUACUUUCAUUUCCAACAUUUCCUGCUCCCAAAGUCUAAUGAUGUUGUUGCUUAAGGUAUCUCAGGAUAUUUGUCUUGCUAUGUGAAUUUUUAUUGCCAAAUAUCACUGAAUUAAAGUUUAAAUAUUUAACAAUA